AUGCGCUACACAAAUUUUAUAUUUGAUGGAAAAUAUCCAGUCAAUAAUGGGGUGAGCGUGGAAGGUGCCACGCACAAGCAGGUCGUGGACCUGAUCCGUGCAGGGGAGAAGGAGCUGGUUCUGGCUGUGCUCUCUGUUCCACCUCAGGAGGCCGAUGGGUUGGAAGGAGGAGAGGAAGUCCAACCCAACUAUGACUACAGCGACAAGCAGGCCGUGCCCAUUUCUGUUCCCACAUACAAACAUGUAGAGCAGCACUCCGAGAGGUUUGUGGUGUACAAUGUGUACAUGUCAGGUAGGCAGCUGUGCUCAAAGCGCUACCGGGAAUUUGCCAUCCUUCACCAGAACCUGAAGAGAGAGUAUUCCAACUUCAACUUCCCAAAGCUUCCAGGGAAAUGGCCUUUCUCCCUUUCUGAACAGCAGCUGGAUGCUCGGCGUCGAGGCCUGGAGGAAUAUCUUGAGCGAGUUUGCUCUGUGCGGGUGAUCGGGGAGAGUGACAUCAUGCAGGAGUUUCUCUCUGAAUCAGACGAGAACUACAAUGGAGUGACAGAUGUAGAACUGCGGAUAGCCCUGCCAGACAAGACCACCAUCUCUGUCAGAGUCCGCAAGAACAGCACCACAGACCAGGUGUACCAGGCAUUAGUGAUGAAGGUUGGAAUGGACAGUAUUAUGGCGAGCUACUUUGCCCUUUUUGAGGUCGUCAACCAUUCCUUUGUACGGAAGCUGGCGCCCAACGAGUUUCCCCACAAGCUUUAUGUGCAGAACUACACGUCGGCGGUUCCGGGGACUUGCUUGGCGCUGCGCAAAUGGUUGUUCAGCUUCCAGGAGGAGGAGUUACUAAGAGACAAUCCUCUGGCACUGCACUACUGCUUUCACCAGGCACUGGAUGAUGUGAAGAAGGGAUUCAUAAAAACAGAGGACAAAUCCUACCAGCUGCAGAAACUGGCAGAGCAGCGCAAGAUGGCCACGUACCUGAGCCUGUUGCGGACAUGUGAGGGCUACAACGAGGUAGUUUUCCCACACUGCUCCUGCGACUCCAGGAGGAAGGGACAUGUCAUCACAGCGAUCAGCAUCCAUCACUUCAAACUGCACGCUUGCACGGAGGACGGCACUUUGGAGAACCAGGUGAUAGCGUUUGAGUGGGGGGAGAUGCAGCGCUGGGACACUGAUGAGGAGGGGAUGGCUUUCUGCUUCGAGUAUGCCAGAGGAGAGAAGAAACCUCGCUGGGUCAAGAUCUUCACUCCAUAUUUUAACUACAUGCACGAGUGCUUUGAGCGGGUCUUUUGUGAGCUGAAGUGGAGGAAACAGGUUGAGGAAGAGGCGUCUGACAAAGACAACAAAAACUGCAGUAACAAUGAGAUUCUGCCUCCUCUGGAGACACAGCAAAAGGGAUGGCGCCACCUAGGGGGGGAGAUUGCAACUUCCUAAAACCGUUGGUCACCACACAAACUAGAACUGGUCCACUUGCAUCAUUACAGCCACCCCUGAGCGCGCCCAUCAACAAACACAGGACUGAGUGACGGACUGAGGCGAUCCACGCCCCCCGAAAACUGAACUGACGAAUGUGGGAAAUUGGAAUAGUCACACGUAACCAAACCCAGGGAUACACACAGCAAGAAGAGCAAUGAAAGUUAACAAAAGCCAGCUUUCAUGUCAUUUACUAGAUCUCCAUAGUGUGUCUGUUGUUUUCCUCCAUGCAAUCUCCCUGAGAUGUGGCAGGACACGAGCAAAAUUCUCGCCACCGGUUGAGAUCUAACGCAUAUCUACAGUGUGUGACUGGUCAGCGUCGACCACAGCGCUGCAGUAACAUUUGCUCAAAGCAACUUGACGAGGGAGCCGACACCUGGGGUUGGAUCCCGACGCUUGGGUCUCCUACUUGGAUGGAUUCAGCCUGAGGCCCCUCGACGCGGCCGCUGAUGAACUUGAGCUAUGUCGACGGAGAAGAAAACAAUAAGGGUUUUCACUUCUGUCAGUUAGUGACAAAGAAAGCAAAGUCAUGCUUUUACACUGAUGCUGGACAUUAACACAUAAAUGAUGUUUUCUAUCUGUGAGGUCAGAAGUAUUCUGUCUUUGUCAGAAAACAUCAGCGACACAAAUGUAACUAAAACAACUAAACAAAAACUGAUGGGAGGGAACACGUUUUUAAUUAUAUGUUUGGUUAACAUAAAUAUAGGUUAAUGUAAGACCUUUAAUAAUUGGUUUCUUGAUCUAACACAGUGAAACACUAACUGAAUUGCAUUCAAGCUGCUCUUUCUAAUCUUUGUUCAUCACUUCUUCUGGUUUAACCUUCAUUACUUGAAAACCACGUCAACCGUUAAUGUCAGUAUGGGUAUUCAAGUGUUUUAUUAUGGUGAUUUUGCGGAGUUGAGAGGAAAAGGCUUUCUCCUUCUCAUCUCUGUGCAAGAAUGAUGGGCCAAAGCUUUGAAGAUGUUGAAAUGUCACAUGUUCUGCGCAAGGAAUCUGGUCCGACGGAAUAUGAAUUUAAGUAUGGAGACGGGAGAUGUUUUGAGUGGGUGAGCUGCUGUUUUUCUGAACGGACAGCAGGGGGAAGCAGAGUGUAAGACAAACGUAGUGGGAUUUUGAAGAAGUAGAAAUCUCAUGGAGUGCUCCCUCGGGCUCUGUAACUCACCCAAAAGUAUUCCUCCGCUGCAUUUUGUCCAUUAACCACGUCAGGAGGACAGAUGCUGUAUGUGUGUUUGUGUGUGUGUGUGUGUGUGUCUGUGUGUUGAACUGAGCAUAGAUGGUGCAUGAAGUUGUGCGGCUGCAACCAUGCCCAUCAGCAUACAGAGCAAUGCAGGCAUCUGUCUGCCUCUUGAAAAUGGAUACAGUAUUAGCCGUGUGUGCAUAUGACAUGAUUAUAUGACACUUUUAUGAUUUACACAGAUUGAUUUUAUUUUGAAAUUUCAUUUCAUUUUAAAAUUUUCUGUCAGUUUGAAACAUUUUCUCUCACUUAAGGAAAUAGCAUCUGAACAGAGACGGUUUGCGCAAAUGAGCUGAUUUCUCCUGAAUGCGAUAAGAGUUUUGUUUAUCCCACGAAGUGCUAGUAGGUUUUUCCUCAGCCAAUUCAUUACUGACUCGCUCUUGUCCUUCACUCAACCUUCUGGCAGAAACCAAAAAACCUGAAACAGAGAGAUGUUUUUAUUUAAUCACUCUGAAUUGUAGAGCAGGUUCGACUUUAUAUGUCUCUUGUUUCGUACGAUCGAUCUUUUAGCUUCCGGUUGGAUAAAACGUCUAUUUCAUGUCAAGGUUUAGUCACAAUUUGCUUUUCAGUCUGUCAUCUUGGAGCAGGCUCUCGUGUUAGUGUGUGUGCGUGGCUGCUGUGUUUUGUGUAUAUGUCCUCUAUGUCUAUCAAUGACAUUGCUGAUAAGCUUUCAAGCUCUGAUUGGACGUGUCUGAUGAGCUGUCGGUGUGAGAGCCAGAAAAUGAAGAUGAGGUUUUUCUAUCUAUGUGAGAGUGGAGAUGCCAGACAGAUGGAGACAAAUAGGAGGCGUCUCCUAUUGUCAUGCUCAGAUUCCCAGCCACUCAGAGACACACAAACACAUGCAUAUCCCCGUCUCCCUGCUGCUUUGGUUUGACAAAAUUGUUAAAUUCAGCCUAACAAGCUCUUUUGUUAUUCCAGUUGUUGCCUCUUGAGGACAGGCAUCAGUUACACAACAGCCUAUAGCAAUACAUGUACGUACCAGACUGUGGCAGAAUGAUGUAUGUUUUACACUCACACCAGAGACGGCUGGAUUGAGAUGGAGACUGCAAUGUGCAAAUUGCUGGAUGGUCAUUUUGACAGCUAAAGUAAUGGCCAAUUUAGAGAUGGAUGACGAGAAUUAAAGCUGUUCAACCAUGCUGUUUUUUUCCUCUUAUAAACUCUAGAGGGAGGGUCAGAUAGAUUGUGUUGGGAUGUGCGAUUGUGUGUGUGUGUGUUGGUCUGUCCUGUCCUCUGCUCUCACUCCAGGUUGGUCUCCCGUCAUCACAGGGAGAUGUGGUUGCCGUGGCAGCACCACGUUGGCUCAACCCUCUUCUGUGUUCCUUUUAUUCCUGUCAGGCAACUGACUCAACGAUGUAUUCAAAUCAGUGUUGUUUUUUUAACCGUUUGAUAUUUGUUGUACGUCCCCGUGGCUCGUGCUGCUGUGAAUAUGCCUUUAGAAAACUGCUGUUUUUUUAUAAUUUUGUGUUUUCGGCUCGUCUCGUCCAUGCCACGUGCCACCCUCCGUUCUUCGGCAGUCGUUGGCAGGUGUGUGUACUGUCAGUCGUCGUCCGUCUCGGCCAUCAGUGAGAUAAAUGUCAUGGUAACGGUGUUUAAGUGAAAGCGGAGAGAUGACAGGAAUGUUAAGAAGCACGUCUUUGUACGGUUGGCCUGUGUUUGAUAGUUCUUGUUCGUCAGUGUGCACUGUGCUGUGGGCCACCUGUGUUUGUGUCUGAAAUGCUGGACAGGCUGAGCUUGUAAGAGAAAGAUUAUUUAUGAAAAAUGAUCGAACUUUACGGAUAUAAAGAAUGUUUCACUGUAAAACAAACAUGGAGGCAGGGGAGUGAAACUAAUUCACUGCGCAUGAAACUCAGAAACUUUGCGUUCAUCAGAACCUGUUGUUGAAGUGCACAUCAAAAUGAUGCAGUUGCUAUGGAAACCAUCAGUUUUUCAGAGUCUCAUGUGCCAAAUCAGCACUGAUUCCCAUCCAACCUCAUUCAGCUGCAGGUAACGUACAAGAUCUUUUCUGAUAGUUCAAAAAACAUUUUGCAGGGCUCUCGGACUGCACUGUGUGAGGCAGUGUUCUCACUUUUGACACUGUCCUUUUCAGUCGGAGCUGCCAGGUUAGUCUCAUCAAAAGCGCUUUUGUGUAGAUUUGAUGUUUGUCGACCUCUGGAAUGCACGUCCAGCUCAGAGGGGCAUUAGCUGCUGGCCUUUUAAUUUCAGCUGACGUUCCCUACCUAUGACUAAAAUGAAAGGUGGAUGUAAGUGCUGUUUGAAAAGUGUUAACCUUUAUGUAAUUACUUUCUGUUCAUUGCUUUCGAACAGGGCUUUUCCAUGACAAGUAGGCAGUGACAUCAAUUAAAAGUCUUGUAUGUUUGUCUUCAGCAUAACCUGUAAAUAGCUGUUUUAAAAAA
This is a messenger RNA of Paralichthys olivaceus (Japanese flounder), 5091 nucleotides long. NCBI's taxonomy places the organism in Eukaryota, Metazoa, Chordata, Actinopteri, Pleuronectiformes, Paralichthyidae. The record is from RefSeq and is a predicted model, not a curated record.